Messenger RNA from Pelodiscus sinensis (Chinese soft-shelled turtle), 5283 nucleotides. Lineage: Eukaryota; Metazoa; Chordata; Testudines; Trionychidae. The record is from RefSeq and is a predicted model, not a curated record.
UCUCUCUCUCCUGAAAUGUGCGUCUCUACCAAGACCACUCUCCCCCGGGCUGAAACGGCUGGGGCAAUCUGGGAAUAUGGGAAGAACGAGUAUGAUCUUCUGGUGAUUGGUGGAGGUUCUGGAGGCCUUGCUUGUGCAAAAGAAGCUGCUCGGUUUGGAAAGAAGGUGGCUGUUAUAGAUUAUGUGGAUCCUUCACCUAAAGGAACCAAAUGGGGACUUGGGGGCACUUGUGUGAAUGUUGGCUGCAUUCCUAAAAAGCUUUUACACCAAGCAGCACUUUUAGGGAGCGCCCUUAAAGAUGCCCAUUGUUAUGGCUGGAAUAUAUCCCAUCCUGUUCACCAUGACUGGUCUACAAUGGCAGAAGCUGUUCAAAAUUAUGUCAAAUCCUUGAACUGGGGACACAGGGUGCAGCUACAGGAAAAAAAAGUGAAGUAUUUCAACCUUAAAGGCAGUUUUGUGGAUGCACACACGAUCUGUGGUUUGACAAAUGCAGGUAAAGAGACUGUCAUUACUGCAGAAAACAUCGUCAUUGCCACUGGAGGGAGACCAAAAUAUCCUACAAAUAUUGCAGGUGCAUUGGAAUAUGGAAUUACAAGUGAUGAUAUAUUCUGGUUGAAAGAAUCUCCUGGAAAAACGUUGGUGGUUGGAGCCAGUUAUGUUUCCCUUGAGUGUGCUGGUUUUCUCACAGGCAUUGGACAGGAUACCACAGUUAUGAUGAGAAGUAUCCCACUUCGAGGGUUUGAUCAGCAAAUGUCCUUUUUAGUAACGAAUUAUAUGGAAUCCUGUGGUACAAGAUUUUUAAAGAAAUGCACACCAAGUAAAGUUGAAAAGCUGGAGAGUGGAAAACUGCAAGUUACUUGGAAAUAUGCUGACUCUGGCAAAGAAGAAAUGGAUGAUUUUGACACAGUGAUGUGGGCAAUAGGCCGAACACCUGACACUAAAACUCUGAAUCUGGAGACAGUUGGGGUGAAAAUUAACUCUGAAACUGGAAAGAUCAUUGUUGAUCCCAAAGAAGCUACUUCUGUUCCUCACAUUUACGCAAUUGGAGACAUAACAGAGGGGCGCCCUGAACUGACACCUACGGCAAUUGCUGCAGGAAAGCUGCUGGCUCAACGUCUCUUUGGCCAUUCUUCAGAACUGAUGGAUUAUGACAAUGUACCCACUACAGUUUUCACUCCUCUGGAAUACGGUUGUGUAGGACUGUCAGAAGAAAAGGCAGUGGAACAAUAUGGACUGGAUAACAUAGAGGUAUACCAUGCAUAUUAUAAACCUUUGGAAUUUACAGUGGCUGAAAGAGAUGCUACUCAAUGUUACAUAAAAAUGAUAUGUUUGCGAGAGAGACAGCAGCGGAUCCUUGGUCUUCAUUUCAUUGGCCCAAAUGCAGGUGAAGUGAUUCAAGGAUUUGCUCUUGGAAUAAAAUGUGGUGCUACCUAUGCACAGAUAAUGAAAACUGUUGGCAUUCACCCUACCUGUGCUGAAGAAGUAAUCAAGUUACAUAUCACGAAACGCUCUGGUUUGGAAGCAACGGUCACAAGUUGCUGAGGCUAAAUACAAUCCCUGGACAGAAGUUCAAAGCACAUAGUGGAAUUGAGAAGGAAAAAGAACAUUUUAAACUGACACAGCUUUGGUAAUUGUAGUCCUGCAGCUCAAGGUUUCUUAGGUAUCAGUGAACAGCAAAAAGGAAAUGUUACAAUUCUAGACAUACAGAACCUACCAAAAGAAUAACUUAUACACAUCUUUACAAGGAAUGCUGCGCUUAACCUUCAGGAAAUAAGAUUUAUGUUAAAAAGUAUCACAUUGGAGUUCCUGUGUCCUUCGUCUUGCUGAGAGCUAGAGAAAAUCAUGUGUCUCCGGCCCUUCACUUGACAUCUAAUGCCAUUUACAACUUAAACAGAUGCCACUAUGUUACAGGAACUGUGACCAUCACACCACCAAACAUCCCCACCCACUGCCAAAUUAAUCCCACUUGGAUGCCAUCUCUCAGAGAAAUGCUUUGUCAAACCGAGGUGUUGCGCAGUAUGCUCUCCAAGAUGCCAGGCAUUUGGAGCUAUCUGACAGCAUAUUGUGUGACUUCCACAGCGAGGGUUUUCCCAAGAGAAUGCCUUGCUACUGACUUCUCCCAGGAAUUCACUCAUGAGGAAUGAUGUCUGAAUCGCACUGAACCGAACUAAGGUCCCUGAUAGUGCAUAGCAACAUGGACAAUCUUUCCUUCUCAGCUCUGACAAGACUACUCCGUACUGCUGAUAAUCACAAGAGUUCUAACUGAAGGCUCAUUGACAAGGGACAGAUACCAAAACAUGUAGCAGUAGGUAAGCAGCCUUCCUUGUUUCAGGGAAAUUUACCAUAUUGAGAAAUUAGUAAUAGAGGAAAAUAUAGAGAGUGACCAUUAGAACUUUAAUGCUAUUGAGUGAGUUCACUGUUGGCAUAAGACACAGUGUGUCACUGUGGAAGCUCAAAGAAUUCAUUUAACAAUGAGGAAACUUUGCCAUUUAAACACUCACAGAAAGUACUUGGGGUUAGUAUUAACUUUCCUGCACAUUUUUCAAACUGACAAUUUCAGCUCAAUCUGAAUUGUCAGAUCACAAUGCUCCAAUGCCAAACAGCAAACAGCAUUGAACACACUGACAUAGAACGCUGUGUGUGCUGACCACAUAGCUCAUAUAUUUGAUGUUAAUUGGAGUGUGGUUUAUAUGAUCUGUUGAUUUUUUAAAUAGAUUUACAUUGACACCUGUAACUCUCAAAAUUAACUGGGCUCUGAAUUGCAUUAUAUUAAAAAGAACACCAGAAAGAAAAUGUACCUGUUCAGAACUACCAUAAGUUGUCUGUCUGCAAAUUAUUCUCUCAAUGUAUUGCCCAAACUUCUUGUAGGAAGAAAGCACUCACCCUUCUGGGAGAUACUACUUAUUCGUAUUGGCCAGAAGGGGGAGAUCCCAUCCAAGAUGUGGCUAUAUAAAAACAAGAUAUCCAGUAGCAAAGCUGCUUUUGCCCAAUAAUGUUAAAUAGGUAGCCUGACAAAGGCAAAACUAAAAACAACCCCUUAAAAACUCAUUUCAAAUAGCAAUGUAUUGUUUAUAUUGUAUUUUGAUAAGUGCAAUCACAUAUUUACUCAGGAACCUUUAAAAUAGUGCAUGUGGGAAGUAGAGGGAUUAAUUAACAUUAUUUACAAAGACCAAUAAAAAUUAGUUUUUCAUGCUGUAUUUUAAACAGCAUUUAACUAAUUAGUUUUGAUCAUUUACUAGCCAUCCUAGCCUUGCUAAUUGCAACGUUCAUAAGAAUAGUUUGCUGGCUAUUUAUAUCUUUAAAAUGGACAGAAUAAGAAAAAAAUUAAGUCAUUAAGUUACUGUUUCACCAUGAUUUAUACUAAAGACAAGUGGUAGAUUUAAUUGAAAUUUAAAAUAUAUCUUGCCAUCAAAAUGAUACACCACAUACCACAGAAGCUAGUGGAAAAACUCUGAAGUUUCAGCAGAUGUUAUCAAAACAAAUGUAAUAGUACUUAUCAGCAUGCCAUCAAGAUGGUAUUAAAAUACAUUCCGUUCAGGAAUCUGACUUGAAAAGACAAAACAAACCCCCACAAUCUAUACUGGUUCUAACUACCUCAUUUCCAAAGUUUGACACUGUAAAUCAAAUGUUACAAAAGUAUUGUCUUGCUUCAGUGGGUAAUAAACUCUAGCAGUGCAGAAAAAGUAAAUAGAUUUCCUUUUGGUAUUCAAGAAACAUAAGUAAAAUCUCUAUGUAGUAGGUUAUAAUAUUUCUAAGUUGGUUUCACAAGGCUAGAAUUUCAAGAUACAGUUCACAACUACUGCUGUUUUCCUAAAAAAACAAAAUACACAUCAAUUAUGGAUAAGUUGCUUUUGUGGCUCCUACCAUUACAUAUUUUAGAAUAGUAUGUUCAAGCCAGGAUUUGUAUUGAGUACUCCAUAAAAGAGAGGAGUGGCUCAAUCAAAUGGGGCUGCUUAAUGAAUACAGUAUUCUGCAUUUCUGAUCACUUCUGUUGACUUAUUUGAUUAAGCACUAAGAACAAGUCUAUGGACUUGCAGGUGAAAGAAAACAUUUUGGGAACGGAAAUAUAUUUGGUGUAUUGCCUUUUUGUUGCUAUUCCCUUCAUAGAAAAUGUCUUGAAAGUGUCAUGUUGACACAUGCAUAGUCAAAAACUCCCUAUCUCCUUUGGUAAGAAAGGACUUCCUUAUGAAACAUAAUAUAGGAGCCAAAACACCUCUGUACAUUUUUGACCAAUUAAAAAAAGCUUACCAUAAAAUUGAAAUCCUUUCAAAAUAUUUUAGUUAAUUUAAAUGUUGAGUGUUUCAGAGCAAAACCUAUUUGUUCUUCUUAGCUAGUGGGGUAUAUUAUCGACUUCACCUAAAGCAUUUCAGUCUAUGGAAAUCUGGCUAAGAGAAGCAGCCCUCAGUUGGUUAUAAGGUAUAUGUGUGAGAAUUUCUAAUGAUUCCUGCAUUGUACCAUGCCAUUGCUCAGUUCCUUGGCAGGCAUUUUUUAGGCACCCACUGGUUCAGCCAUGGGUCAUGUUGCUACUUUACUCAAUCCUACCUGAGUAGUAAUGCGCAAUAUUUACCUACAGAAAGCGUUCUAGGAGGUGAGAUUAUUUAAUUUCUCUUCUAUCAUGAGACUUCCAGUGGACAAAAACAACUUGCUGUACUGCAUCCAGUAAACAAAUCUGGUGGGAAACUAUCCAAGAUUUUAUGUGGGAUGUGAAAUUAAUCAACAUCAUCACUGUCUAAAGUAGAUAUCUCAUGUAGCCUUUUUUGUUUUCAAGAAUUUAUUUUCACUAGUUUAGAAUCACAAUAUGGGCUUUUAUAUAUUCCAUGAAAAUUGAUGUUGCAUCUUAAAUUGCAUCCUGGUGCUAGUUCUCAUUGACUACAUGGUGUUGUCCACUGAAGUAAAUAUUGGUGUAUGUUCAUAGCUACAAAAUACUUAUGUGUCAGAACCAAGAGCGAAGCAGAGUAACUGAAAACUAUUUGGAUUGGUAUUAUUUUCUUGGUGGAUUCCUUGUGUGCUCUCCAGGGAUAGCUUUUUGUAAUAGAACCAGCCUGACUAGUGUUGAGGGAAAAUUCAGGUAGAUGCUGCAAAUUAUUUUCUGCAUGUGUAAAUGAAAUGUAUGUUUAAUGAAUAUACACAGUUAGGCUGUUUUCUCAGGGUGCCAGUUAAUGAUGGCUUGUGUGUCAAACCACACAGUGGAGUAGACAAGUCUGAGGAUUGCUGGGCCCCUAUUAUAUAUGAUCCUUGUAUGGUUACAUUAUGGACAAAUAAAUAAUUUUCUUUUAAAAAAAA